AUGGCGGCUCAAACGUCCUUAGCGGAUCUUACGGCAGACUGCUUCGCGCACUGCUGCCGAUGGCUCUCUCCCCGCGACCUCGUGAAUCUCUCCUUUUGCUGCUCGUCGCUUCGCCAACUUGCCAAUAGCGAUGCACCGUGGGCAUGCUACGUGGCACAUCAGGAAGAGCUACCCCGUCAGGCUGCGCUCCUCUCGGGAUUCCGUCAGGCCUUCAUAGAGCGCCACGUGGCAGCACAGAAGCUGCAGAUCGCCGACCCUGCCACGUGCGCAUGGCCCCUGUCUGGGGACGCAAGGGGGGACGCAGCCGCAGCAGGAGGCGGAGGAGAGGGGGACGGGGGAGGGGAAGGCGCGGCAGCAGCAGCAUGGGGAUGGGGUGGGCCAGGGGGAAGGGGAGGGGGAGUUAGGGGGGGAAGAGGUGUGGGGCAGGGCGGCGGGGGGGAAGGGGAAGCGCAGAAGCCUGUGAGCGCAGUGGUGGCGCUACAGGGGGGCGGAGGCCUUUCCGCCAUCCCUGCUUUAUCCUCAGUUUCAGUCCCAGGCGCUGGGGAGGGUGAUGAGUGGGAUGAGGAGGGAGGGGAGGAAGGGGAGGGGAGGGGGAAGGAGGGGAGGGAAGGCUGGCAUCAUGUGGUGGCAGUGCAGGGCUCUAACAUUCUCCUGUGGGGAGCAGCACCAGCAGGACGGGUGCAGAUGUCAGCAGUGCUCACGGCACACAAGGGCCGCAUCACAGCGCUGCUCCCAGUGGACCUCUCGCCCUUCCCUGCCGCUGCCCGCCUCGCCCCGCCCCUCCCCGCCCACACCUUCCUGCUCUCCACCAGUCUGGACCGCACUCUGCGCCUCUGGGGCAAGUCUGGACCGCACUCUACGCCUCUGGGGCAAGCACCUCACGCCCUUGCUUCCUCCCGUGAUAUACCACCCUCUCUGCCCUCUGCUGCCCUCUCCACCUUUCGCCACCUCCUUCCCUUUCUCCCCUUUGCUGCCCCACCCAGACCACCUGUCUGCGCUCCUUCUCAUUCUCAGGGCACACAGGCCCCAUCCUCUGCCUCUCAGACCGCAUCAUCGGCACCUCACACCCUUGCACGGGGAGCAACAGUGAUGCUUCGAGCGCAGCUAUCCCUUCCUCUACUUCCUCGUCCUCCUUCCUUCCGUGCGUCGCGACUGGAGGCAGCGACAGCACCGUUCGUGUCUGGUCCCUCCUCCCAUCAGGUAUGUGGUCCCUCCUCCCAUCAGGUAUGUGGUCCCUCCUCCCAUCAGGUAUGUGGUCCCUCCUCCCAUCAGGUAUGUGGUCCCUCCUCCCAUCAGGUAUGUGGUCCCUCCUCCCAUCAGGUAUGUGGUCCCUCCUCCCAUCAGGUAUGUGGUCCCUCCUCCCAUCAGGUAUGUGGUCCCUCCUCCCAUCAGGUAUGUGGUCCCUCCUCCCAUCAGGUAUGUGGUCCCUCCUCCCAUCAGGUAUGUGGUCCCUCCUCCCAUCAGGUAUGUGGUCCCUCCUCCCAUCAGGUAUGUGGUCCCUCCUCCCAUCAGGUAUGUGGUCCCUCCUCCCAUCAGGUAUGUGGUCCCUCCUCCCAUCAGGUAUGUGGUCCCUCCUCCCAUCAGGUAUGUGGUCCCUCCUCCCAUCAGGUAUGUGGUCCCUCCUCCCAUCAGGUAUGUGGUCCCUCCUCCCAUCAGGUAUGUGGUCCCUCCUCCCAUCAGGUAUGUGGUCCCUCCUCCCAUCAGGUAUGUGGUCCCUCCUCCCAUCAGGUAUGUGGUCCCUCCUCCCAUCAGGUAUGUGGUCCCUCCUCCCAUCAGGUAUGUGGUCCCUCCUCCCAUCAGGUAUGUGGUCCCUCCUCCCAUCAGGUAUGUGGUCCCUCCUCCCAUCAGGUAUGUGGUCCCUCCUCCCAUCAGGUAUGUGGUCCCUCCUCCCAUCAGGUAUGUGGUCCCUCCUCCCAUCAGGUAUGUGGUCCCUCCUCCCAUCAGGUAUGUGGUCCCUCCUCCCAUCAGGUAUGUGGUCCCUCCUCCCAUCAGGUAUGUGGUCCCUCCUCCCAUCAGGUAUGUGGUCCCUCCUCCCAUCAGGUAUGUGGUCCCUCCUCCCAUCAGGUAUGUGGUCCCUCCUCCCAUCAGGUAUGUGGUCCCUCCUCCCAUCAGGUAUGUGGUCCCUCCUCCCAUCAGGUAUGUGGUCCCUCCUCCCAUCAGGUAUGUGGUCCCUCCUCCCAUCAGGUAUGUGGUCCCUCCUCCCAUCAGGUAUGUGGUCCCUCCUCCCAUCAGGUAUGUGGUCCCUCCUCCCAUCAGGUAUGUGGUCCCUCCUCCCAUCAGGUAUGUGGUCCCUCCUCCCAUCAGGUAUGUGGUCCCUCCUCCCAUCAGGUAUGUGGUCCCUCCUCCCAUCAGGUAUGUGGUCCCUCCUCCCAUCAGGUAUGUGGUCCCUCCUCCCAUCAGGUAUGUGGUCCCUCCUCCCAUCAGGUAUGUGGUCCCUCCUCCCAUCAGGUAUGUGGUCCCUCCUCCCAUCAGGUAUGUGGUCCCUCCUCCCAUCAGGUAUGUGGUCCCUCCUCCCAUCAGGUAUGUGGUCCCUCCUCCCAUCAGGUAUGUGGUCCCUCCUCCCAUCAGGUAUGUGGUCCCUCCUCCCAUCAGGUAUGUGGUCCCUCCUCCCAUCAGGUAUGUGGUCCCUCCUCCCAUCAGGUAUGUGGUCCCUCCUCCCAUCAGGUAUGUGGUCCCUCCUCCCAUCAGGUAUGUGGUCCCUCCUCCCAUCAGGUAUGUGGUCCCUCCUCCCAUCAGGUAUGUGGUCCCUCCUCCCAUCAGGUAUGUGGUCCCUCCUCCCAUCAGGUAUGUGGUCCCUCCUCCCAUCAGGUAUGUGGUCCCUCCUCCCAUCAGGUAUGUGGUCCCUCCUCCCAUCAGGUAUGUGGUCCCUCCUCCCAUCAGGUAUGUGGUCCCUCCUCCCAUCAGGUAUGUGGUCCCUCCUCCCAUCAGGUAUGUGGUCCCUCCUCCCAUCAGGUAUGUGGUCCCUCCUCCCAUCAGGUAUGUGGUCCCUCCUCCCAUCAGGUAUGUGGUCCCUCCUCCCAUCAGGUAUGUGGUCCCUCCUCCCAUCAGGUAUGUGGUCCCUCCUCCCAUCAGGUAUGUGGUCCCUCCUCCCAUCAGGUAUGUGGUCCCUCUUCCCAUCAGGUAUGUGGUCCCUCUCUUCUGUUGUUCUUGUCUAUUCACAACCCCUUCCUUCUGGCCAGUGUUGCUCGUGACGCCAAGCUGCGACUGUGGGAUUGCCGCCACAUGAUUCCAUCCUCCAUCACCAUGGAUGCCGCGGCGCACAAGGCGACUACUUCUCUCUCCCCAACCUCCUCCUCCUCCUCGUCGUCUUCCUCGCCUUGCAUCGGCACGUGCCGCACGCCCACAGCCCCCUUUGCUCUCCUCCCCCUCCCACCUCACCCCACCCAUGCGCUGUGCCUUGUGGUGGGCCGAGGUGGCAUAGCGGCUCUGGACUUGCUCUCAAUGAAACAGGUACUCGCCCUCCCAUGUGGGUCCGCCCCUCUCUCCUCCUUCGCCUCCUCUCCAUCGCGCUGCAUCUUUGCAGCAGGCUCUGAGGAUGGGUGUGUCAGGCUGUGGCGCAUGGGGCAGGUGCGGGAGGAAGGGGCAGCGGAAAGAAUAAACACUGCAGGAGCAGCUGGGGCGGGAGGGCAGCUCUCAGCAGGCAUGCGAGAAUCUAAAGUGCUCUCAAACUGCUGCCAGGCAGGCGUGGCUGAGUUCACGCUGCUCGCCUGCUCAAAGGCGCACAUCAGUACAGUGGAUUUACUGUACGUGGACGGUUAUAAAUGCAUCAGUGGGAGCCGAGGGGACGGAGUGUUGUGUGUGUGGGAUGUGGAGACUGGGGAGGAGAUUCGCACGUUGGACGCUACUGUUCUCCCCCCCUGGCUGGUGGAAACCGAUGAUGCUAGUAACGAGGGUCAUGGUGAUGGUGGUGGUGGUGAAGCUGCUGCUGGUGGUAACCUUACAAAUGCUGGUAACCGCAGCGAUUCAACAGCGGAUGUUGACCUUAUAGGGGAAGGUGGUGCUACAGCUGAUGUUGCGACUGCUGGCGAAAGUAGGGGCAAUGCUCCUGAGACCGUGAGGCGAGUUCUAGUGGAGAAAACAGCCAUUCGCAACCCAUUAAGGCCGUCCUCGCUGAGGGCUUCCUCGGAAAACACGUUCCCCGGCCCCAUUGCUUCCCCCUCAGGUGGACCGUCCAAUUCCGUCCUCACCGAUCUCUCCUCCGCCAUUGCUCUCUGCAACCGCAUCGUCCAUCUAUCAGGCCCUUACCCUACCUCUACUUCCCCUCACCGGCACUCCGCAUCCCUCCCCAGUUCCCCCUCCGCCUCCCCUUUCCACGCGACCGGCCCCCCUCUUCCGCCCAUUCGGAACGCCGCCCUCCGUGUAUCUGCCGAGCGUGUUUCGAAACGAACCAAGCAGCUCCUGCCGAUCCUAAUUCAGCUGCAAGGCUCGACCUGCUCCAUCCCUUUCACCUCCUCCUCCGCUUCCUCCUCCUCCGCUCUUGCCUCUCAGCUAAAAGCGUGCUUAGCUGAGAUUCGCCAGUGUCACACGGAGUGCCUACUCCUGCUCGGACAGGGUUCCACGGUUUAUAGGCGCACUCAGAGCGUUGGUGGGAGGAGCUCAGUGGGAGGGGAGGAAGACGGCGGAGGAGUCAGAGCAGGGGGAGGCGGAUAUGGAGUGGGAGGAAUGGGAGGGGGAGCACGAGGAGGGGGAGAUGUUGAAGGAGGACAAGGAGAAACAGGUGAAGGGUAUGGGUAUCAGCAGCAGCAGGAGCAAGAGCAGCAGCAGCAGCAGCGCGAUCGGAGGAGCUUAGAGGACGUGGCGCUCCCCUCAAGUUCCAUGGUUGAUAGGUCGUUAUUUAUGGCAGGCGGCCGAAACAGCGCUGAGGCUGCUGGGGGGGGUAGAGGCGUGCAGAGCGGUAACAGGGCUGCUAGCACCUCUGCUGCCUCUGCCCACACUCCCACAUCCCCUAAUGCCGUCCCCGCCGCCGUCGCAGCUACUGCUGAUGCUGCUGCAGCUGCGGCUGGCGCUAGUGACGAUGGGGGCAGGGGCCGCGCAGCCGCUACAGCCUCAACACCUGCUGCGGCCACUGCUCUCUCAGCUCCCAGCGCCUCUUCCCCUCGUAGUUCUACCGCCACUGGAACUUCUGUCUUUUCUGCCGGCCCAGCUGCCGCCCGCCAGCUGGUCGUCUCGCUCUCCCGGGGAUCUGCGCUGGAAAAGCGGACGGCGCUGAGGGCGCUUCUGGAGUUAUCUGAGUCGUCGGAUGCGGGGAAGCUGCACGUGACUGCAGCAGGGGUGGUUCCUGUGAUUGCUGUGCUGCUCAGUCAUCCAGACCUGGGAGCCAGCUUCGGCAGCAGCAGCUUCGGAAGCAGUGGGGGGGCAGCGGGGAUAGGUGGUGCAGGUGGCCCGGUUAUCGCAACCAGGACUGGGAGUGGUACCAGGAGUGCUAGAACGUCGAGCAUAGGGGAAGAGCUUAAGAUAGUCUCUUUGCAACUGCUCCUAUCGCUCGUAUCUCUUGAUGAGAACCGAGCCGUGGUGGCGAAGGCUGGCUGCGUCGCGAUCCUAGUCAGCAUCCUCCGAACCGGAUCGCCGGACCUGCGCGCCGUGGCUGCGCGGGUGCUUUGGAAGGUGGCAGUGGGAGGAGGGGGAGGGGGAGGGGGAGUGGGAGUGGGAGGGGGCGGCGGCGACAACUCCAGGGCGGCGAUUGCGGCGAGUGAGGCGAUUCCAUCGCUGGUGGCGAUUCUGCAGUCGCAGACAGACGCUGCAGUGAAGCAGGAUGCUGCUGACGCCAUUGCUCACCUCACAGCCAACAACGAGAAGAACCAGGUGAGAGUGAGAGAGGAGGAGGAAGGGGCGGGAGAGUGGGGGGCUCUGGGCUGGGCAAUGCGUGGGCAAGCAGUGAUCGCGACGAGUGAGGCGAUUCCAUCGCCGGUGGCGAUUCUGCAGUCGCAGACAGACGCUGCAGUGAAGCAGGAUGCUGCUGAUGCCAUUGCUCACCUCACAGCCAACAACGAGAAGAACCAGCGAGAAGUACCAGAUGAGAAUGAGAAAGUUAGGGAGGAGGGGAGGGGGGAUGGGGCAGUGUUGGGAGGGCUGGGCUGGUCUAUGGCAGUGGCGGAAGCAGGGGCCAUCCCAGCGCUGGUAACCAUGUUACGGGAUGGCAGCACGGGCGAGCAGGAGAGGGCGGCUCUGGUGGUGGGCACGCUGAUGGCAGUGGCGGAAGUGGGUGCCAUCCCAGCGCUGGUAACCAUGUUACGAGACGGCAGCACGGGCGAGCAGGAGAGGGCAGCUUUAGCGAUGGCAGUGGCGGAAGCGGGUGCCAUCCCUGCGCUGGUAACCAUGUUACGAGACGGCAGCACGGGCGAGCAGGAGAGGGCGGCUCUGGCGGUGGGCACGCUGGCAGUGAACAGCAGUGACAACAAGCUCGCCAUCGCUGCUGCCGGCGCCGUGCCUCUGCUGCUCGACCUGCUCUUCCACUCCGUUGCUGCUGCUGCUGCUGCUGCUGCUAACACUGCUUCUGCUGCAGGGCGAUCAGGGCGAGAAGGGCGAGAAGGGCAAGCAGAGCAAGCCUUCUCUGUCGAGCCUUCUCCUCGAGCAGCCACAGCAUCGGUCUCUCUCUCACCCUUCCACUCCACUUUUUCGUCCUCCUCCGCGCCUCCUUUGCCUGCCGCCAUUGCCAAGACCUGCGCCUGGACGCUCUACGUCCUCUCCUCCGACUUAGUCUCAGCCUCGUUCAUCCUCGCUAAUGACGGGCUCGAGAUAGUGUAUAAGGUGUACAAGGAGGGCCCGUCGGAGGCGCAGUUCUGGGCGGGACACAUGCUGCAGCUGCUGGAUCCCACGUUCCGCCGCCCGGAGAAGCAGGCUAGCUCUAGGAGGUAUGCCUGGACCUCUCCUUCGUCGUCCUUUGUUCUGAAGCAGCAGCAGCAGCAGCAGCAGCAGUUGCAGGUGCAGCAGCAGGCAGUGGUGCCACCGGUGCCGGUGCAGCAGUUUCCAAGAAACUUCUCAACUGAUAGUCUUCAGCAUUCGCUUGCAGCACAGCAGCAGCAGCAGAGCCAGAAUCAGAAUCAGAAUCAGCAGCAGCUGGUGGCACGGGGUGCUCCCCUGCGGCCAAAAGUCCCGCUGCAGCAUUCGCUUUCAAAGAUUGGGGCAAUGAAACAACCAAAGUCGCGAUUUGUAACGCAGCGGUAG
Closterium sp. NIES-65 is the source of this 7164-nucleotide messenger RNA. The record is from the annotation of a GenBank genome assembly. NCBI's taxonomy places the organism in Eukaryota, Viridiplantae, Streptophyta, Zygnematophyceae, Desmidiales, Closteriaceae.